Gamsiella multidivaricata is the source of this 231-nucleotide messenger RNA. Its product is annotated as Homeodomain-like protein. Lineage: Eukaryota; Fungi; Mortierellomycota; Mortierellomycetes; Mortierellales; Mortierellaceae. Gene Ontology annotation, biological process: cell differentiation; regulation of transcription by RNA polymerase II. The annotation marks the transcript as partial. Gene Ontology annotation, molecular function: DNA-binding transcription factor activity, RNA polymerase II-specific; RNA polymerase II cis-regulatory region sequence-specific DNA binding. The record is from RefSeq and is a predicted model, not a curated record. The transcript has a single exon.
AUGGGCAUCGAUCUUCAGUCCCCGCGGGGAGAACUCCGAACUGCAUUCUACAACCCUCAUGAGGUCAAGCGACGCCGACGAACGUCCAGGAGUCAGUUCAAGACCCUCGAAAAAGCUUUUACCGAGAACCCAAAGCCCGAUGCAAGCACCCGCAGACACCUUGCACAGAGGCUUUCCAUGAGCCCCAGAGGAAUCCAGGUUUGGUUUCAAAACAGAAGAGCCAAGAGCAAG